GUCAGUCCAUGUACGAGUUACUUUGCAUUAUCCUGACACGUCCACUACUUCCGCUUUUGUUUCAGUGUAAACGAAGACGAUGGAGUUCGCCGGCAAAAUGUUUUCCUUACUGGUUCUGCUCGUCGUUCCCUUCCUCGUAUUAGGAAAUACUUGUACAUCACCAGAGGUCAAGGCUGAAACCUAUACAACAACAGAAGCCAUUGUCUCCACAGAAACUGUAUUUAUUGUACAAUUUACACUUGCCUGUCAAAAUAAAGUCAGGGAUAUGAAUUUGUAUGCUGAAAUUAAUGGAAAAACUUUACCAGUUACAAAAACAGAUAAACCUGAUUUCUACCAGGUGAGCAUCAGUGAUGAUCACAAGAAGCUGCCGGCGGGUAAAUACCAGGUCCGUCUGUACGAUGAGGAGGGAUACUCUGCCCUUAGGAAAGCCCAGAGGAGUGGGGAGUCAACCGACGCCAUCAAACCUGUCACAACCAUCACUGUUAACCACCCAGGAGUAUGGAAGGGCCCCAUGGUACAGAGUGAAUUCGUUGCUGUUUUCAUCGCUAUCCUUGUUUGGUAUUUUGCCUACAGCACCAAAAGUCAACUCCAGUCCUCAAAUUAGGAACAAAUUUUUUAGUUUAUCAAAUAAAUUUAUAUUUUGAAAAAGCAUCGAUUUUUUAUACAUUUUUUUUUUCAAUGAAAACUGUCCACCUACCAUCAUUAACAUUUUGUAAUAAAACCAUUCCAUACAAAA
Messenger RNA from Saccostrea cuccullata (small rock oyster), 736 nucleotides. Its product is annotated as translocon-associated protein subunit delta-like. The transcript has 5 exons. NCBI's taxonomy places the organism in Eukaryota, Metazoa, Mollusca, Bivalvia, Ostreida, Ostreidae. Gene Ontology annotation, cellular component: endoplasmic reticulum; endomembrane system; membrane. The record is from RefSeq and is a predicted model, not a curated record. The coding region runs from base 80 to 604 and encodes 174 amino acids.